UGAGAUAGAGGAAGAGAGAAGAGGGCGGAAAAGCAACGAUAGAGGGCAGGACGCCUGCGCAAGCGAAGGGAAACGCGAAAGGCAACAAGCCAAGCUCAUCGCAUUCGAUGCCUGUUGGUCAAGGAGUGGGGGGACAAGAUGGGUCUGCGGCAACCCUGGUGAGGAGCGACCAAGACUCCGGUAUGGCCCUCGUCAAGAGCAAGGAUGGCAGGACGAAGUGGCUCACUGUCAGCACCGAUCCGACAUCAACCCCGCCAAGCACCACGUGGGACGAGCGCGUGAGGACGUGGGCGAGCAUGCUGGGCGUCUGCGCGCCGCCGCCGUCCCCCCCCUCGAGCAAGCGCCACAACCACGGGACCCCCCUGCCGACGCCGCCUCCCGACAGUCCCGCCUGGGGCGGCGAGGAGAGGGGGGGCCGGCAUCAGGACAAGCAGCAGCAGCGGCAGCAGCAGGAUCACUGGCCGUCCGAUCGCGAGGAUGACUCUUCCGCCGCUACUCCAGCAGCAGCAGCAGCCGUCGCCGACGACAGUACUGCUGCCACAGGAACUAGUAGCCCCGCUUCUGCUGCAGCAGCAAGCCCUAGGGUUGGCGUUGCCGCAAGCACUGCGAGGCGAAAACCCGUCGCGACCGGGAAACGCGUAGGCUCUUUCGCGCGAGGGUUCCUGCUGGGCCUUGGGGGAGGCGGGAGCGGCAGCGGGGGCGGCGGCGGCGGCGGCAGCGGCGGCGGCAGCGGCGGCGGCGCUUCCAAACGGAGCAAGAAUCCCACCGGCAACGCGCCUGCCCAUGCGGCGGGAAAGGGUAGUGGUGCUGUUGUCGCACCGGCGUCGACACUGCCCCCUCAGACGCGCGAAGCCGGAGAAGCGAGCAUCCUGCAAGACGAACGUGAUGGUGGUGAUGACAUGGCGGUGGUGCCGUCGACACCCGUCGAGACGAUGGCUGUUGCUGGCGCCGAUGGCGUCACGGGGGGGCGGCGGCAGCGGUGGGUCAAGGGCGCCCCGCCCAGCCCCAGUGACAGCGACGCCAGCGACAGCGAUGGCGACGUCACUUGUCUGGACAACAGGGGCAGGGGUGAAGGUGCUUCGCCCUGUGGCACCUGCUCUCCUCCUGCUGCUGCUGUUGUUGCUGCUGCUGCCCCAGCCCCAGCCCCGGCCCCAGCGGGCGGUGACGCAGAGGGCAUGGAGUGGCUAGAAACAGGCCCCGGCGGCAACGUCGCGGCGAAGGCUAACAGCGGCGGGACGAAGACGAUUGGGGGCGGCGGCUCCAAGAAGAAGAAAAAGAACAAAGGCAAGGGCAAGGGCGGCGGCGGCGGCGGCGGCGGCGGAGCUAAGCCCACGAAGAACGCCUCUUCCUCCCUCCCGUCAGUGGCAGCAGAGAACAAGACCGCCAGCACGCAGCCGAUGUUGCAGUCGUCGUCAGGGCAACAAGAGCCAUGCCGCACCCUGAACGGGGCGGCGGCAGGCAGGAUCAAGGCUAAGCGCGCCAAGGGCGGGAAGAAGCUGAGUGUUUCCUUCGGCCGAGUUAACCUCGUCGAGUUUACGCGGGACGUGGGUGGCUGCGGGGUCCCGAGCGAUGGGACGUGGGGGCUCGCUCUGGGCCUGCCGUUUCGAGAAACCGUGGUAGAUGUGGACGGCUACGAGGCCUCUAGGACUGAGAUCCUCGAAGAGCGCACUUCGGAGCUUUCCAGGAAGCAGCGGCAUCUGUCUACGGGCGAAACUCGUCAGUUCGACUACCGCCCGGUGGGGGAGAAGAACCCGCUUUUUUACCGCCUAGGGGAGAAGGAGCGCAGGCAUGUUUCAGUCAAGAUUCUCCUCGACUACGCCUGCUUCCACAAGUCGGACUUGGAAGAGGCUGACAGAGACAAUGAAGCUGUGCAAACUCCUGACGACAGCGCCGGCGCUAGCGACAACAACAGCCACAUCGAUGGCUCGGGCGGGAAAAGCACCAGCGACUUCGACGCCUACAGCCACAAGGUGUCGCACGCGGACUUCGUGGACAAGUCCCAAGAAGCCUCCGUCGAGCUUACCGCGCUGAGAGAUAGCAGGCAAAACAGCCAGGGAUGCAGCUGCAGCCACGUGCGUCCGGACAAGCUUAACCUCGCCAAGCUUCGGGCCGAGCUCACGAAACGGCGAGUGGGUUUGAAGGCGUCAGGGUCGAAGAAGGAUCUGGUCAAGGUCCUGCAAGAGGCCAUGCGGCAGGAUGAGGAGAAGAACGGAGGAAAGGCUCUCAAAGUCUGCCGCUCAGAGGAGUGCCAAUGCGUGCAAGACGGGGUGGAGUGCCACGCCGACCUGUGCAGCUGCUGCAAAGGCCCGAGCAUCGGAGAGAAGGACGCCCACCACGGCGGCAACUGCGGAAACCCCGAGGGCGUGUACGCCUACAGCAGCAGCGUCGUGCGGUCGCACAGGGGGCCAUACGUGACGUCCAAGGUCGUGCCGGGGAAGGAGAGGGGAGGGGGACACGGCCGGAGCGACUCCGUUUGCUCCGACCACCACUGACAAGGGAUUGGAUAAUAACCGUCCCGCCAACCCCGGAACGAAUGGAUAAUUACCGUCCCGCCAGCCGGAACGAAUGGAGUAUAACCGUCCCGCCAACCCGGGAACGAUAUGAUAAUACCCGUCCCGCCAACCGGAACGAAUUGAUAGUAACUGUCCCACCGACGGGAACGAAUGGAUAAUUACCGUCCCACCAGCCGGGACGCAUGGAUACCAGCCCCACGAACCCGCCUUCGAAAGUGCGUUUGGGUGGAAUUCCAGUGUGGCAAGGAUGCUGUUCAUUCGCAACUAGCACCAUCAGCGGCACUCACCAACUGACGAUCGAUCACAGUUGUACCAUAGUUAGAGGUGCUGUCGCAUGGUAUUUUUUUAUCGUACGUGGGCGUUUGGUUGACGUACCCCAGCAUGCCUGUCAAGGUUUGAGUGUGUUGUUUCCGCCUGUCUACAUUCGUGAAGAGCGGAUCGACUGCUUCAUCGUAAGAUCGCCCCCUUGUUCUGGUGCCCUCUUGGUGCCUGGCCGGAGUCAUUCGUUCCUCGCAAAGGCCGAAGCGACCGUGUCCGUGGAGUGGUCCUCAGUCAUUUCAUUCACGUGUCAGUGUGGAGGCUAUUUCGUCUGUUUCUCAACUCACAACCCUCAGAUUGGGGCGUAUUGUGCGUCGUUUGGUUGGGGGAGGGUUUUGUCCGCGUCGUGAAUACUACGGCAGAUGAGAUAAAGUUGACGUUGAUGACAAAUCUCUCGGCAAGGGCAGUGUCAGGGUGCAAGGCAAGGUGGUCGCUUCGUGUAUGAUUGGACGGAGUACGGGUUAAAAAACUCAGUGGUUUCGGGCACGGCUUUGGUCGAGGAAAUGUCAUGUUGGUUACUUGCCAAGGUUACGGCUUGGCCUGGAGAGAAGGCGAAUAUUCAGCGUCUCUCCGACCACUAAUGGAUGGAUGACCUAUAAAGCUGGAUGCUGUUUAUUUUUUCUUGAAGCAGGAGAAAAAUGUAGUGUUUCUCUGCAGAAAACUGACGGUCUUUCUGCUGUGUGAUUUAAUAUCAUCAAAAGCUUUGGGGCUUGGUGUCUAUGCAGGAGCAGAUACCGCGGCCCCCCUAGACCCUGCGCACAACAAGGGGCGAAACAAGCACAAGUUUUCGAGGGCUGGUGUGUUUUUGUUUACUUUUCCAUGUCUUUUAAUCUCUCAGAACGAACAAAGUGAACUAGGGAAUCAACACCAGUACGUAGCGCGCGCGUGUGUGCAACGUAAAAGCGCUGGUAUUUUAGUUGCUGUUGCGAAAUGAGCUCUUCGAGCUUUAAUUUGGCGAAUUAUGCGUUUGUUUUAACGGCCUAUCAAUAAAAAAAUGAUUGUUGACUCGAUACGAUAGAUCAUGAUAAGUAUGAUACAAGUAAAGAGGACACGUCGUUAUGCUUGGGCAGAUGGAUCGGGGCUUGCUCUAAGAAACAAGACCUGCAGAAGAAGGAAGUUUGAGGGACGGUCAGGUCUUGCCCUUGCCUGUUAUGCUUCUGUUUCGGUGCUGUUUCUGUUAGCACUGUGGUAGAGGGGCAGUUUCUGUUUGCAUUUCUUGAGUUUGCUUGCACUACUGCUGUAGAUGAGACCAGCCAGCUUUGGGGGGGCGUUACCCGUACACCCCUUUUCUGAUUAUUUUGGCAGAACGUGUAUUAGUAUCUGUGCGGGGAUCUAGGGGCUGAUUGGCGGUAGAUAAUAUUAUUGCUGGGGAUGAGUGGCGGAGCCAGAUCGAAUAUAUGACGCAGCUGGAGGUCCUCUAUAG
Molecule: messenger RNA, 4254 nt
Organism: Ectocarpus sp. CCAP 1310/34
Lineage: Eukaryota; Phaeophyceae; Ectocarpales; Ectocarpaceae
Source: the annotation of a GenBank genome assembly